AUGGGUAAUUCUACGGACCCUCCGCUAGAGCGAAUUGCUCCGGUCCCUAUAACAAUGAAUGGCAUUGAUGAUGAGGAGGAUACUGCGAUUGCGCUGAUCACAAACGUGUUAGUGGGCGACUACCACGAAAUCACGGGUGACGUGGGGAAACCAUAUGUGGUGUGGCAAAUCAAAAUCACGUUGGGCGAUUCAGACUACUCCUCGAUUCACUUAUAUAAACGGUAUCUGGAAUUUGAGCAGUUUCGCCGACUAUUGAUCGAGGCAUUCCCUGAUGACCGUUCCACGAUCGCCUCGUUGCCUGCUAAGGAUAACUUUGCCGUGAACCGAGUCAUGCAAACCCGCACGUGGCUUGAAAAACGCCGCCGAGGCCUCCAGUGGUUUUUGUCGAAUGUGUUGUUGAACCCUAAAUACCAGAAGCUGGCGGUGGUUACGCUGUUCCUUUUAUCGCGAGAUAUGCCCCCGCCCGAUUCCUGA
This is a messenger RNA of Diutina rugosa, 474 nucleotides long. RefSeq lists its product as uncharacterized. Bases 1 to 474 code for a protein of 157 amino acids. The transcript has a single exon. NCBI's taxonomy places the organism in Eukaryota, Fungi, Ascomycota, Pichiomycetes, Serinales, Debaryomycetaceae. Gene Ontology annotation, molecular function: phosphatidylinositol-3-phosphate binding. The record is from RefSeq and is a predicted model, not a curated record.